Molecule: messenger RNA, 1067 nt
Organism: Penicilliopsis zonata CBS 506.65
Lineage: Eukaryota; Fungi; Ascomycota; Eurotiomycetes; Eurotiales; Aspergillaceae
Exons: 1
Coding region: 59-889 (276 amino acids)
Biological process (GO): nucleobase-containing compound metabolic process
Molecular function (GO): 3'-5' exonuclease activity; nucleic acid binding
Source: RefSeq, a predicted model, not a curated record
ACUUGGUCACAGUUCUAUUCCGAAACUCAAUAUUUUGUCAUAAGGAAAAAUAUCAGAAAUGCCUAAAGAUACCGUUUUUAUAAAUGAUCAACAGGGGCUUAAAGACCUCAUCGACUUGGUGGCACGUCAAGACAAUUCUAUCGGAGACUUGCAACCCCUACUAUACAUCGAUCUUGAGGGCGAACGCCUCAGUCGGCAUGGAAAGGUGUCUCUUGUGACCGUGCUUGUUUAUCUCGGACUUGGCCUUGAAUAUUCUUAUAUCAUAGACAUACACACGCUGGGAAGCACAGCCUUUUCUACUGUCGGCAGCCUUGGCAAGAGCUUGAAAGAUAUCUUGGAGUCACCACAAAUCUUAAAGGUAUUCUUCGACGUCAGAAAUGAUUCAGACGCACUCUAUGCCCAUUAUGGGAUUGCACUGCAAGGCGUCCGGGACAUCCAGCUGAUGGAGAAUGCUUCCCGGCCCACUACAAAGAGAAGAAAGUUCCUGAGCGGCCUUUCCAAGUGCAUAGAGGGGGUUACAUAUGGAAAAAAAAGAGACCAAUGGAAGCUCUCGAAGGAAAAGGGGGAGUCUCUCUGGGAUCCCAAGAAAGGGGGCUCAUACAACGUGUUUAACACCCGGCCUCUCCCGAACGAAAUAACCUCAUACUGUGUUGGUGAUGUACGAUACUUGUCGGCGUUAUAUCGCAAAUAUUACCGUGACAGAAACGACUGGAAUUGCUUGAUUGCGGAGGAGUCACAGAAACGAGUGGCGGAAUCUCAAACGGUUGAAUAUCAACCUCAUGAACCGGAAAAGGGAAUGAGUUCUUGGAGCACUGAGCAAAAUAAGAUGCUCGACUCCUGGAAUACCCCAUAUAAGUCAAGGGAUUACUUUUCACAUUCUAAAAAGUGACAACCUAGACGAUUUUGAGCAAGACUUAUGGCAUGACGACAAUGAUUUCAAGCAAGACUUAUGGAAUGACGACAACGAUUUCGAGGAUUGGACCAGGGCACCAUGGCAGGGACCUUCAUCUUAGUUUAUAUAUAACACUCUGAGCUAUGAAAUAUCAGAUCAAUAUACAUGAAAGUAA